Achroia grisella is the source of this 1672-nucleotide messenger RNA. RefSeq lists its product as uncharacterized. The record is from RefSeq and is a predicted model, not a curated record. The transcript has 8 exons. Lineage: Eukaryota; Metazoa; Arthropoda; Insecta; Lepidoptera; Pyralidae. The coding region runs from base 240 to 1646 and encodes 468 amino acids.
AUGAAUGUCUGGAUUGGUGAUAAUUUAUUUAUAAUGUGAUUGAGAGUACACCGAUAAAGUAAAUUAAUGUUAUUAUUAAAUAAAGUUAUUGCAUUAUGUUUGACAAACACAAAUUUAUACUAAAGGGAUCGACUUAGUCAUCGGCUCUUUCUAACCUAGCUUUAAUAGAAGGAUAAUAAUAAUAAUAUUGGAAGUCAUCCCAAUAUAAUUAUAAAUGGGCCGGAAUUUAGACCAUCAUAAUGUGUUGCAUCUUUACAUGUUGUGGUUGGAUGAUUGAUCUGUUACAAAGGUUAUGGACUUUCACGAUGUCUUGCUGCAUCAGCUCGGCUGUUUGCUGCGUCAUAAUCACCGCCUCGCUUUCCGGCGUAGCUUUAGGAUACAAUUACUCGCUAGCUGAAUACAUCGACUUGAAAGAGACGAAUGUGUCUGUAUAUCUGAAACGAGGUGUGUUCGAUGACGAGAUCGCGGAUGAUAUGGAUUGGAGACGAAGUGGUCAUAUGCCUGUGGCUGGCCAUAUCGGCGAAGCUAAUCUUAGAACCGGAGCUCCAGAAGAUGAGGAGGCUACAUUACCGUCUGGUCGAAGACUAGAUGAUUCAGUAUUUCAGUCCGACGAGCAGAACAGGUACGAAGGGUCUUUGAUGAAAUUGACCGCAAGGGCUCCCGACCCGAGCACUACAACAGACGGUUUUACGGAAGAUCCAAUGAUGGCCGAGAUAAUUGAAAAAUAUCCAAAAGGUUCCCUCGAUCAGAUAAAAGCAAUCCACAGUCUCAUGAAUAUGAGGAAAUUUAACAAUCCGCAGCACACUACCGUAAAAUAUUUAACAACUACGACAAAUAAUUAUGACGAAAGAUUUGCAGCACCGUAUGGUCCUGGCUUUCUUGAAGGUGCUCCACAUCCGAAUCCUAUAGCUGGGCAACGUAGACUGAUGGAUGGGCCUGACGCGCUUCAUCACAUGAAUAUUAACCCAGCCAGAUUCGCUGUCCCUGAUCAAAAUAUCGGCUCUAGAAGCAAUUGGUACUACCCAAAAGUUUCAAAGAAACUCCCGUUUGACUACUACGAUUUACACGUCAACUAUAAUACAAAAUAUCAAUAUCCAGCGCCUUUCACAUUUAGAACAGGUCCAAAAAGACCAACCCGGCCAUCAACUAGACCAACACCAUCACUAACUACUAUGAAAUCAACGAGGAGAACAGCGGAUGAUUCCAAUUUUAUGAAAACCAGCAUCACUUAUCUACCGGAGAAAUUAAAGGAAGAUAUUUUAAACAAUUUUGUUUUACCAAGCUAUACGAACAAAGAUAUUAUGAAUUCCAAUAAAGAAAAGAAUAAAUCGGAUGAAGACUACGAGGAAGAUGCAAAGGGUUUCCCAGUUAGAAAGAAGAGAGACAACUCUAAAACUGACAUUUCUAAUUUGUCCAAAGUCAACGGUACUACAUCUCCAUCAACGAAACUACAGGAAACUAUAACAACUCUGUUUGGUGGAAAACGAAAAGAAAAGCUUCUUUCAACUAUAUUUGCAGAUAAAUUGCUGAAUGUACAGCUGAACUUAAGAACAAAUAAAAAAUUUGACUUAGAAAUGUAUAAUUAUAAAAAUAUAAAUGACAAUCAUUCAGUUUCAAAGAGAAAAGACGUAUUGUUGAAAUUGUAAGUUCAAUAAAAUCUACGCCUAUGCCU